Molecule: messenger RNA, 3035 nt
Organism: Andrographis paniculata
Lineage: Eukaryota; Viridiplantae; Streptophyta; Magnoliopsida; Lamiales; Acanthaceae
Exons: 5
Coding region: 2566-2907 (113 amino acids)
Source: RefSeq, a predicted model, not a curated record
CAUUUGUAAAAAUGCAAUGGCUCCCUGGACUGGAACCCCCAAGCAUCCGGAAGCUUCCGCGUCAAAAUCUGAAGCAUGCGGAGGAAAUUAACGGAGGGUAGAUAUCAGUAAAUCCUAGGGUUUUCCUCGGAAUGGCGACCGGCCGCCGUCCGAUCUCCCCGUCGGUUGAAUGAUCGGCGACCGUCGGAUCGAUCGAUGUAUCAAAAUGAAGACGAAGAGAUUCUUGAAGAAAAUGAUGAGUCCCUUGAGGAAUGUCUGGGGCAAACUCUGUGAACGGAUUGGUCGAGAAAUUGGGAAGAUAAGACUUAGGAGGGAGGUGAAGAAAUGCGAGUACUCGGAUGUGCACACGCUAUGGGAUAUGCUGCAGAGGAACGAGAGGGAGCAGCUGCACUGACUCGUCAAAGCAGCUUGGACAUAUAAUCUGAGUGUUUGUUCUUGCUCCUUUUUAUUUAAUUGAAUUGGUGUGUUUGUUUGGGGAAUUUUCUCUAAAAUUUACUAGUCAUCAAAUUUUUAUCUCCAAAAAGAUCAAAUAAAAUAUUUUUUUUUAAUUUUUUUUUAUAUUGUAUUAAAAAUCAAUUUUAAUUUAAAAAAUUAUACCGUAUAACAAUUCAAAUUCAAAAUUUUUUCUAUUCAAAUUCAAACUCAAAAUCCAAAGCCCCAAACAAACACACCAAGUUUAUGUUUAUUCUCAGAUUGAUUGCUGUGUCACACACACACAACCCUCCAUGGAAUUGUGUUUUAAUUUGUUCUUGUAAGAAACACACACUAUGAAUGUGGGUUUGCAAUGCAAUUCCUGAUUCCUUUUUACACUUUGCUCACCACACACUCACACAUACCUCUAAUUAUAUAUACUGCAAUGUGUUUAUCUUCUGCAAGGCUCUGUUUGGAUAGAAGCUUUGAAAGUUUGGAGUUUUGAAAUUUUUCGGUGAUAAUGAAAUGUUUGAUGUUAAAAAAGGUGUCUUUUGUAUGCUCUAUUUAAAUAGAAGUUUUGAAAGUUUUUGGAGUUUCAAAAUUAUUUUAGAAUAGUACAAGUUGGUAUUUAAUUUGAUGUAAUAUUUUGUAAGAAAAAAAAAAUGUAUAUUUUGCAAGGCUCAUUAAGAUAGAAGUUUUGUUGGUUGUAGUUUGAAAUUGUUUUGAAAUAAGAUGUUGAUUUGAGUUUUUAUUUAAAUACUAUUUUGAUGUAAUUUUUUUGAGAAGAAAUAUUGUAUUUUAUUGAAAAUUAUGUAUAGUAGCGUUGAUUUCAAAUUGAAAUCACAAGAGAGCAAACCCUUGAUUUUUGGAGUUUUGGAAAAUUCUAGUAAUAGUAAAAUUGACAUUUGAUUCGAUAUUUUGUGAGAAGAAAAAAAUAUCUGAUGUGAUGUUUUCUUGAAAAAGUCAUUGUUGAUGACUGGUGACAAAAGUUUCAAAAGUCUCUUAUGGGUUUGUUUCUUUUGUCAUCAAACUCAAGUUUCUGCUAUUUGUACUCCGUGUUUUCGGAAAUAUAACAUCAUACAAUAUCAAACUCAAACCAAAUUUUUCUCAUACCCAUCAAAAGAAAUAUACCUAAGUUUAAUGUUAGGCUAUUGCCAUUGCUUGUGACCUAAUCCAAUAUAAUAUAUGUUUCAUUACACACAGUAUAGAAAAUCAUAGGAGUGUGAAUUAAUUUGGGUUUCGAAAAUUUUAAGGUGAAAACAUAUAUUGUCAUAUUGGGUGUGAUAUUUUGAAUGAAAAAUAGAUGAUGCUCGUGAUAUAUUAAUAUAUAUAUAUAUAUACAUAUAUUUUUUUAAGGAGAAAAAAUGGAAGAACCCACAUUUGAAUAGUGCAUAAGUAGAAACAUAAGAAAUAAGUAAACAAGAAACAUAAGAAAUAAGUAAACAAGAAACCAAUGUAUUUAAUAGUCUGAUUUUGCAUUGUAGAUUGUAAAUUUCAGUUAUGGUGUCCACUUGUCAUAUGUAUUUCUGGUAGCAACAAGAAGUAAAAGAAAAAUGAAAACAAAAGAAUUUAAAUUUGAUGUUUCUGAGACAUUGAACUGUUUAUGCCAAAUGAAUUUAUAACAAAUUUAUGAGUGUUCUGUCAUUUUUGUGUGCAGAAAGAAAAUGAUGACCCACCCCACUCCACCCCACACCAACACCAUUUAUUUCACUUGCAUUUUUAUAUUUGCACACACAUGCAUUGCAUUGAAUUCCCAAUCCCCCCUUUUUAAUUUCUGUAGCUGAUUAAUAUAUAUAUAUAUAUAUUUGCAUUAGCAAAAGGACAACUCAAGAACAUUCAAUGCAAUGCAAUGCAUUCUGAUCUGAUUCUGAUCUGAUCUUCAGUCUUUAUGUGCUUCUUCAAUUUGCAGCUGCAUUAUAUUGCCUCUUUCAAAAUCCACAUGGCCUCUCUUCAUCACUUCAUUUCCUCCAUGCAUACAAAUGUCAUCUAUUCUGAUAUAGUUGCCUUUUUAAAAAAAUAAAAAUAAGUUAUAUGUAUAUGUAUAUAUAUUAUAUUAUUGUCUUGUUAUGUUUGUAGGAUUUCUAUUUCUAAUUGCAGGAGCUAAGGAUAAGUUAUCAACAUCUUGUGACUGAUUUCCUCCAUUGAAGUUCUGAAAUGAAAAGGGUUGGAUUAUUGUGGUUUUUCAUAGCUUUUAUGACAAUUUGGAGUUCAUAUUCCAUCCAAGUCACUGCUACUUCCUCAAAUCCAGAUUUGGCGAAUUCACUAGGCAGGAAGAUCGCUUUGGCCAUCUCGGCAUCUCAAAGCCGGGAGCUUAAGGAAAACGGUAAAAUCCGAUGGAAUAAAAUGGAGGUUGAAGAUUUGAAGUUAGAAGAUUACAAUGAUGUGAAUCCAGUUCCGGUUCCGAGCUCCACAGCUUCUAUACGGCCCGGCCCGAUCCAGCAUGGUUCCCCUCAGUUUCCCUACAUUCCGGGCCCGCCGCCUCCGUCUUCGCCUUGAACCAAUUCAUAUAUAUAUAUAUAUAUAUAUAUUGUUAAGUUGCUAGCUACCUACCUUAGCUUGUAAUACCUAACCUGUUUUUGACAUGUCUUUAACUUGAUUACAUUCUAUCUUUUGGAUUCUGUUUA